AUGCCACCACACUUCCGCCUAACAUGCAGUCUGCUGCUUCUGGCCGCUCUCCUCGUUAGCACCUCCGAGGCGGCGCUCUUCUCCAAAAACUCCAAAGUGGCCAUCGUCGACUCUACCAACUUCAAACGCGAGGUGCUCGACAUCGAGAAGCCCACCAUGGUCGCCUUCACCGCACCGUGGUGUGGACACUGUCAGAAGCUCGUCCCUGACUACACAAAGGUUGCAGCCCAGCUGGACGGUGUUGUGAAAAUGGCAUCGAUCGACUGUGAUGAGGAAAAGAACAAGCCUACCUGCGGGAAAUACGGCAUUCAAGGCUUCCCCACGCUCAAGCUGUUCCCACCAACGAAGAAGAGGCUGCCCAAGGACUAUCAGGGGCCCCGAUCGGCUAAGGAUAUUGCGGCGUACAUGGUCGAUGCGCUGCCGAUGGGCGCCAAGAAGCUCCGGGCGGAAGAGCUGCAGGAGUAUACCGAAAACGACGCCUCGACGCCCAAGGUGAUUCUGUUCUCGAAAAAGCCUAUCAGCUCACCGCUCUACAAGAGCCUCGCACUCGACUUCCGCAAGAGCCUCUCCUUUGCUUUCCUUCGCGGUGAUCAGCGUCCCGUCCAAGCGGCUGCUCGUGUUCACCUCGGCGUGGACGUCAGCGACGACAAGCUGCCCUACCUCAUCGUCGUUCCCUCCCGCGCUGAGGGCGAGGAGCUCGACAAGAGCGCGAUCAAGGUGUACACCGGCUCGCUCAAGUAUCACGAGCUGCAUGCGUGGAUCAAGCAGACGGUUCCCGAGGCCAAGGCGGGCAAGGCGAAGAAGGUGACCGCCAAGGCGCAGGUCAAGAAUCAGAAGCAGAAGCCGGUCAAGUUGGAUGAGGAGAUUGAGGUGGUUCCGGAGGGUGCGAAUCGAGAGUGGCGCGUUGAGGAGGAUAUGACGGAAGAGGAAAAGCGCAGAAAGAUGGAGAAGCUCUCGGAGAUGCUCAAUACGGCGAUCAAGCAGGGCAACGAUCUGAGGGAUGAUGCUGCCGCUGCCGACGACAAAAGCAAGACCAACGCAAACGUCGACAGCGACGCAGACUCCACUGCCCACGCCGACGGCAACUCCCACUCUUCUUCUUCCUCCUCGUCCUACUCUUCCUCCACCGACGCCGACGGCAAAGUAACGACCGACCGCACCGCCUCCUACUCCUCCUCCGGCACGGACCCCGACUCGGCCUCCACAUACAAAGUCUCGUCCCACUCCACUUCCGACGACGUGUCGCUCAAAGAAAAUCUGCAACGCUGGCUCGAAGGCGAACAUGUGGAUUGGUCCAGCGACUACGCCACCCAGUUCCAAGAGGCUCAGAAAGCGGCCGAGAAGCUCAUCUCCCAGGACCCCGACAAGGCGCAACAGGUGGCUUUGGAGAGCGAGAAGUGGCUGGCGCAGUAUCUCGUCUCGGACGUCGAGCUGAUGAAGCUCGCAAGGGAAAAGGGCAACCAAGAUGCGGCGGUCAGCGAUGACAAGAUCGAGAGGGUCGAGAGAAUGUACAACGAAAUCACAAAGAGGAUUGAGGAGCGAGAGGCCAAAGUCAAGGCUGAGGGUAAGGCUUCGACUGCCCACGACGAGCUUUGA
Molecule: messenger RNA, 1596 nt
Organism: Sporisorium graminicola
Lineage: Eukaryota; Fungi; Basidiomycota; Ustilaginomycetes; Ustilaginales; Ustilaginaceae
Exons: 1
Coding region: 1-1596 (531 amino acids)
Biological process (GO): response to endoplasmic reticulum stress
Cellular component (GO): endoplasmic reticulum lumen
Molecular function (GO): protein-disulfide reductase activity; protein disulfide isomerase activity
Source: RefSeq, a predicted model, not a curated record